Cynocephalus volans (Philippine flying lemur) is the source of this 2647-nucleotide messenger RNA. It is a transcript of the gene TPRKB, whose product is annotated as TP53RK binding protein. The coding region runs from base 320 to 847 and encodes 175 amino acids. NCBI's taxonomy places the organism in Eukaryota, Metazoa, Chordata, Mammalia, Dermoptera, Cynocephalidae. Gene Ontology annotation, cellular component: nucleus; EKC/KEOPS complex; cytosol. The record is from RefSeq and is a predicted model, not a curated record. The transcript has 6 exons. Gene Ontology annotation, biological process: tRNA threonylcarbamoyladenosine modification.
GCGGAGGGCCCGGCCCUAGGCAGCUUUAACUGUUUUCUUGGGGCGACCCCUGGGGUUUUCUCAGCCGAUAGGUGCCAAGCGCCUCUCGAGGCCAGCCCCUGGGAAUGCAGCACACAAAUGAGUCGGCCUCUCCCCUCAGGAAAUACAAUCACACUGAUUAUAUCUUUCUGAAUCCAUUUUGUUUCUUUGGACAUUAGCAUGACUAAAGAUUGAACUACUGUGUGCCAGGACAUUAUUCACAAAUUCUUUUUUCUGAUUGUAACAGAAAAAGUCAAAUGUUAUUCCGCCAAGUCAGAGUAGAAUCCUGCUUAUCUGUGAAAUGCAGUUAACACAUCAGUUGGACCUGUUUCCUGAAUGCAGGGUGACUCUCCUGUUAUUUAACGAUGUAAAAAAUGCUGGAGACUUGAGAAAAAAGGUCAUGGAUGGCACCAUGGAUGGUUCAUUGAUAAAUCCUGCAGUGAUUGUCGAUCCAUUUCAGAUCCUCGUGGCAGCAAACAAAGCAGUUCACCUCUACAAACUGGGAAAAAUGAAGACAAGAACUCUAUCUACUGAAAUUAUUUUCAACCUUUCCCCAAAUAACAAUAUUUCAGAGGCUUUGAAAAAAUUUGGUAUCUCAGCAAAUGACACUUCAAUUCUGAUCGUUUACAUUGAAGAGGGAGAAAAACACAUAAAUCAAGAAUACCUAAUUUCCCAAGUAGAAGGUCAUCAGGUUUCUCUGAAGAAUCUUCCCGAAAUAACAAAUAUUACAGAAGUCAAAAAGAUAUAUAAACUUUCUUCAGAAGAAGAAAGAAUUGGGACGUUAUUGGAUGGUAUCAUUUGUAGAAUGUCAACAAAAGAUGUUUUAUGAAGUGUCAGAAAUAUUAAGAGAAAUUUAUAGCCUUAAAGAAAACACUGGGGUUCAGAUCCCAUACUGGCCAGCCACCAAAAAAAACAUUAAUUUUCCUUUCCUGAUGAUAAAAUUAAUAUAUAUUCACUGUAGAAAAUUUGAAAACUCAGAAUGACAUAAAGAAAGUAAACACUCCUUGUCCUACUUCUUUUAUUAUUUUAAAAGAUAACCACUGUUACUAUAAUUUGUCUUCUAGUAUAAUUACUGUCUUCUAGUCUUCUAUUUCCAUUAAGAUAUAUUUUAUUUUUAUAUAACUAGAAUAAAAAUUGCAAACAGUUAUUGAAAGCCUACAGUGUGCUAGGUUCUUGCCUUAGUGAUUUUAUAUUCAUCAAUCCGCUUCCCUCCCUUACUUCUUGGCUGCUCCUGCACACCCUUUCCAAGCCUCUGGCUCCUGUUCUAAGUGUUUUACAUGCAAGAAUUCAUUUAACUCUCACAGCAAUCUUAUGAAGUAGCUACUGUUAUUACCCCCUGUAUUAGUCUGUUUCUGUUGCUUAUAACAAAAUACACAGAACUGGGUAUUUUUAUAAAUAAAAUGUAUUGCUUACAGUUUCUGAGGCUGGGAAGUUGAAAGUCCAGGGAACACGUCUGGUAAGGGUCUUCAGUGAUGCAGGAUGUCACAUUGCAAAAUGGCGGAGCAGAGGUCCUGGUGUGCUUUCCUUUUAAAGCCCUCAGAACCAUGCCCCUGACCACCAUUCUUAACCCAUUCACUAGCCAUGGUCCUACCAUCUAAUCACCUCUUCAAGGCCUCACCUUUCAAUUACCACAAUAGGAUUUCCCAUUCUCAACGGUUACAGUGGGGAUUAUGUUUUGGGGGGACAUUCAAUCCAAGAUACUCCCAUAUUAAGCGUGAGGCAACUAAAAGAUUAUAGAAAUAUUGAACAACUUCCCCAAGGUCAUAGAGCUGGUGUAAAAUCAUUUGUUUUUUUUUUAAUCUCACUUUGUCUUGUAGCUUGAUUGUAUCAGUCACGAUAGACUAUGUCAGGGUCAGCAAACUUCUGUGAAGGGCCAGAGAGUACAUAUUUUCAGGUUUGUGGGCCCUUUGGUCUCUGUUCCAACUACUGAACUCUGGUGUUGUGUGAAAGCAGCGACAGACAAGAUGCAAAUAAUGAGCAUGGUUGUGAUCCGUAGAGGGUUAGAAAUCUUAAUUCGUAUUUGAUUGUUAGAUAGGGUUUUUAGGUAAUGCAUGUAUGGGACAAAACUCCUCAGAUAGGAGUCAAGAGCUUACAGCUAGCGGGCAAGCGCCCACCGAAUCAACUCUAAUCACUGUUUACGUAAGGGAGUGUAUACACUGAUUGUUAAUAUAAUGGGUUCAUUGGAAGAUUUUAUGAGAAGGAAACUUACACAGGACUAAAACCUUUCAUGUGAACAAGAGAACUGAAGCAAAACAGGGAUUGUUCUGAGGGCAAUAACCCUUAAUACAACAAAACUUAAAUGAUGGGAAAAUAUGUGAGUUAAGAUUUCCAAAGACAUUCUGCUAGAUAGUACAUGCUGGUUGUUCCACAUUUUGCUUUAAGCUGUUUCUUUGAGUUUCUUAAGAAAUCGGGCACUUCAGUGAUUAUCUUAUUGUUUCUUUUUGCAUGUCACAUAGUUUAGAUUUAUGACUCUUUCGAUGGUAUAUUGUUUAAACGAUUUUGAACCAUGCGUGGUUGGAUGAAUAUUGUUGUGUAGCCAGUUUUUUAUGUUCUUACUAUGAUUGAUUAACCAUUUGUUUGUCUUCUGUAACUUCCUUGUCUUUGCAAUAAAAACUGAAGCAAAAACCAA